GCUACUGUGAAUGAACCUCGCCGUGAGAAUUGGUUUGAGGUGAUGGGAUUAUUAUUAGGACACUUCCGUGAGGGCGAGAUGACUGUCACCGGCGCCUUUGGACUCCCCGUGGAUGCGAGUGAAGUGGAGUGCUCCAUGAAUGAUGCCUCGCAACUGUACAUGCUGGAUUUCCUACAAUACUAUCAACGAGGCGGUAUACAUCGGGAAUAUGAAUAUCAACAAGAAGAACAAGAAGGAAAAGAGGGAAAAGAAGAAGAAGAGGAAGAAGAGGAAGUGGAGGGUUGUAUUGGUUGGUAUCACAGUCAUCCGGGAUACACCUGUUUUCUCUCCGGCACAGAUGUGGACACACAACAGUUAAGUCAAUCUGCACAAGACCCGUGGCUCGCCAUUGUGGUAGAUCCCGUGCGCACAAUUGCAACAGGAAGAUUAGAUAUGAAGGCCUUUCGCACCUUUCCAGAGGCUUAUGCAGAGAAGUUGCGGGGGAAACAACAACAACAGGAAGAAGAACAAGAAAAACAAAAACAGGCAAGACAUACUAAUACUUCUACUACUAAUAAUAAUAGUAAUAAUAAUAAUAGCAUGAAUACUACAGGCGGUGGAGAGUGGAGGAGAAACAUGACAUCCACUACAUCUGCUCCUAUUGGUGGUAGUAAUAGUCAUCAUCAUAUGAAUAUGAAUAUGAAUAUUAAUAAUAAUAGUAUUAGUAUUAGUGGCUCAGUGCCAUCUGAACGCAUUAGAGAGUAUGGUGUGCAUGCCCAUCGUUAUUAUGAACUCCCCAUCACACUUGUACGCAGUAAGAAUGAUGAGGCAUUAUUAGACCGUCUUUGGUGUCGCUAUUGGGCCUUAACAUUCAUGACUAAUCCUCUCAUCUCCAACCGAUAUUUAAUGACACAACAAAUACACCAAUUGGCUACUGUGCUGGAGAAUAACACUGCUGCUGGUAAAGGCUUUGUGAGGAGUGGAAAACAACAACAACAUCAACAACGACAGAAAUAUCAAAUAAAUACUCUUGGAGGAGGAGGAGCUAUUAUGGAUGUUGAUAGUGAUAAUAAUAAUGAUGAGGAUGAUGAUAAUAAUAAUGAUGCGUUUGAACAGAGUUGUGUUCAAGUACGUUACUUGGCAUCCUCAUUAGCGUCUGAAGUGACAUUAGGUGGUACUCUCAUCUCAGUAAAGAAUGCUGCUUUUUCCGUCUAG
This is a messenger RNA of Trypanosoma theileri, 1194 nucleotides long. Its product is annotated as metallopeptidase. NCBI's taxonomy places the organism in Eukaryota, Euglenozoa, Kinetoplastea, Trypanosomatida, Trypanosomatidae. Gene Ontology annotation, biological process: protein deneddylation. The record is from RefSeq and is a predicted model, not a curated record. Gene Ontology annotation, molecular function: protein binding; deNEDDylase activity; metallopeptidase activity. The transcript has a single exon. Gene Ontology annotation, cellular component: cytoplasm; COP9 signalosome. The annotation marks the transcript as partial.